This is a messenger RNA of Pararge aegeria (speckled wood butterfly), 2135 nucleotides long. RefSeq names its product ATP-dependent (S)-NAD(P)H-hydrate dehydratase (gene Naxd). The coding region runs from base 1014 to 1973 and encodes 319 amino acids. Gene Ontology annotation, molecular function: ATP-dependent NAD(P)H-hydrate dehydratase activity. Lineage: Eukaryota; Metazoa; Arthropoda; Insecta; Lepidoptera; Nymphalidae. The record is from RefSeq and is a predicted model, not a curated record. The transcript is spliced from 2 exons. Gene Ontology annotation, biological process: metabolite repair.
AUGGUCUUGUUUUUAAGAAGUUCUGUCCUUCUCACAUUAUUUACUGUGUUAAGAGAUAGUUUGUACUGUAGUUUGACCGGUCAAAGAUUUAUGGAAAACAGAAUUGACAUCAAAUUUCCUUUGAAAAGGAUAGAAAUAUUUAAAGCCAUGUCAUUUCAGUUUAGUUUAGAUAUGUAUAAAAAGUACAAUUUUCAAAAUAAUUGAACACAACAUUGCAUUUAUCGAUGAUUCCGAACAAGCAUAUGGGACAUCAAGCCGUUUAACAUUAUCACUAGGCGUGCCGCACAGCGAUCAUAGCUCAUAGCUCUCGCCAUUGCACGCUGAGCAACUUUGAGCCGGUACACCACCACCUUUUGUGAGGGUCCAGGUCUCUGCUCCAUGUCAUAAUGGGUAGGAUACAUUACUUGAAUACUUUAUGCUUUAAGCAUAAAGGAAUGUCUCCCUUAAAGACGUCUGAGAAAAACCUUUAGGAAACUAAAGGUUUUCCUAACCCUCCUAGCUUAAGGUUAUAGUUUGUCCGAGGUAGACAUAUUCGGAAACAUACUUUACUUGGCAGGCGUGGAUAGUAAUAUGGGUUAUGUUCCUUGACAAAUUACUUAAAUUUUGUCAAUGUUCAUUUUGCUCAUAAAAAAGAUAAUCCAUACAAAUAUUUGGUUUCUCAAUUUCUGGCGCCGCAUUUCAUAUUGAAUCACGCAACGCUCUAGUACUGCCAAUCAGGCACGCGUCAAGUUACGAUAAACGGACAAUACCCAUUUUCUGAUACUUUAUCUGUGCAAAUAGCUGUGGUCUGACAACCCUUUAAAAUAUAUGUACCUAUUUUUACGCACAUACAAAAUAAUAUCAAACUUUUAAGUUUAGUUAUAAAUUUAAGUCUUUGUGUGAUACGGUAAUAUACCUUUGCCUUUUGAAAGAAUAAAGAAAAAAAAAUAGUCUGAGAGGGCCCAUUCAAACAUUACAAGUUCAAUACGCUUUAUUAAACGGAUCGACUUCGAAGUAGUGUAUUUUUUAUUGCUAUGUUAAUGCAGUAUUUUUCAACAGCCCAAUUAUUAAGAAGUUGCUCUCACUUACGCCCAAUUUCUGGAAUGGAUCCAACGAAUACCAUAACAUUAAUAAAAAAAUGCAUACCAUCUUUAGAUGGGACACACCAUAAAGGUCAAGCAGGAAGAAUAGGAGUUGUUGGAGGCUCACUUGAAUAUACCGGCGCGCCUUACUAUGCAGGCAUGAGUGCUUUAAAAGUUGGAGCUGACUUAGUGCACAUAUUUUGUACAACACCAGCAGCCACUGUGAUAAAAUCAUACAGUCCAGAACUGAUCGUUCAUCCCUUGCUUGACACAAUAAAUCCUUUAAAUGAAAUAUCACUUUGGGUUGAAAGACUUCAUGUUAUGGUUAUAGGGCCAGGCCUAGGACGAGAUGCAAAGAUAUUAAGGGUGAUUUCAGAACUAAUAAAAUUAAUUGGCUCUAAAAAAAUUCCAUUAAUCAUUGAUGCUGAUGGUUUAUAUUUAAUAACUCAGAACCCUGAACUUGUAAAGGAUUUCUCAUCACCGGUUAUAUUAACACCAAACAAGAUAGAAUAUGAAAGGCUUAUUAAUAAAUUAGGUGAAACUGGUUUUACUGCACUAGGUAAAAAUAUAACUAUUUUACAAAAAGGGGAAACUGAUGAAUUGAUAAGUUCAAAUUCAGAGUUAAAAUGGAAAUACAAUACUGGAGGAUCUGGAAGAAGAUGUGGUGGUCAAGGUGACCUGCUAUCCGGAUCAAUUGCAACAUUCUUACAUUGGACUCUGGCUAGUUCAGAUAAACUGGACAUUGGAGAAACUAAUAAAGAAUUAUUAGCAUCAUCUAUAUCAUGUUUUGCAGCUUCUGCAUUAAUAAGAUUAUGCAAUUCCAAGGCUUUCCAUGAAAAAGGUAGAAGUAUGUUAGCCACAGAUAUGAUUGAACACAUUCAUGGGGCUUUUCAGGAUUUGUAUGGAGAAUAAAUGACGGGAUUGAAUUGCUCAACAUGAGGUUUCAGUAAGUUUUUAAGGAGCUGGAAGGUUGUACUAAUUUCUUAAGUUUAUUGAAAAUUGUACCUUCUAUUUAUUUUAUGUACAUAAGAUUUAAAUUACAUCCUUUACUAUUAAAGAAUAAUAGUGGAAAAG